Spodoptera littoralis (African cotton leafworm) is the source of this 925-nucleotide messenger RNA. The record is from the annotation of a GenBank genome assembly. Lineage: Eukaryota; Metazoa; Arthropoda; Insecta; Lepidoptera; Noctuidae.
AUGUUUCACGUUGCCGUGGUUGUACCAUGCCGAUGUGCUGUGCGCUUUGCGAGACCUGACCGAGAUCAAAACGAACAAGAAUUGAAAGAGAGAGAAGAGUUCGCGCGAACAUGUUUCGAGACUCUACUGCAAUACUCCAUGCUUGAAGAUAUCGACUCUUUUGCUGGAGUUGAAGAUGACGCAGAUCCUUUAGCGAUAGUGGCCCUAUUAGACAGGUUCCACGAGGUCAUAUCAAAAUACACACAAGACGAGGACAACACCGAGCCACUGCCCAGGCACCAGCUGUCUGAGAUAUCGUUCGUGCUGAAGGCAGUGGCGACCCUCACCGACUCCAUGAAGAAGGCACCGCCAGGGAAAGUAGACGCCGUCGCCUGGCAGAAGUUAAUAGGCCUGUACCCCGCGCUGGUAGUGCUGGCGGCCAGCGGGCGCGCGGGCGGCGCGGGCGCGGGCGGCGGCGGCGCGCUGCGCGAGGCGCUGCUGCAGUACGAGGCGCUGCUGCGGGCGCCGGCGCAGCUAUAGCGCAGCCACACGCGCCGCCUCUACACCAUACACAUCUAGCGCAGCCUAGCACGGCCCCGCCGUGACCUCAGAACUCAAGCGAAGUCGUCGAGGCGCGGACAUAGGUGGCGCUGCAAACUCUAACUAUAUGUAUAGAAUAUAAAGAGAACUGUAUGAAAUAACAUUAAAUAGUUAUUUAAUAUAAUAUAUGAAUUAGUGCUGUUUCCAAUAAGUUUUUGUUAGAUAGUUAAAUUUUAUAGAUAGAGAUAUGUAUGUUGAGUCGAAAUGCUAUAUUAUAGUUAUGCUAACGUAAAAACAUCUACAGAUGGGGCCCAACAGGGCCGAUGCCGAUUCGGAGUCGCGGAGAACCUAACGGGUAACCGGGGCUCCGGCUCGACGUGCAGGAGAAGGAACGGGGUGGUUUUAG